AUGCCUAUAACCCGAAGGCUGGAACAAAUUAAAGAACCUGUAAAUUUAUCAAUAGCGAGGAAAACCACUGAGGAGCUUGGUGCCUACUGCCACUUGGGAUAUGGGAGCAGGACUGAGUGCAGAUAUCAGAAUUUCCUGACAGAGGACCUCCUGCAAGGGGACACUGGGGACGCUGCCUACGUGGAGCCCAUAGCUCUGGAUUACUACAACUGCGCUCAGUUCUUCACACCACCCAAAGAGAAAGAGGAGGAUUCCUAUUCUUAUCAAAACGUUGUCAUUGGAGACUGUGGCAGCUCUGAUGCAGAUGACGCUGUAGACUAUGAGAACAGCGCUGCCAUACACGUAUGGAAACUCCAGCAAGCGGAAGCUCUGCAGACGGAGAGCCCGGAUGAUGAACCAGACUAUGUUAACACAGCCCCUGCAUUGGGCCCUUCUCUUCUCUCAAAGAAAAGUAUUCUGCAUAGAGUCUGAGGAAGCUGAGCUGUAAGAGCACACCCAGCGAGGAUGUGCACGGGGAG
Messenger RNA from Cuculus canorus (common cuckoo), 518 nucleotides. RefSeq names its product linker for activation of T cells family member 2 (gene LAT2). Gene Ontology annotation, biological process: B cell receptor signaling pathway; B cell activation; calcium-mediated signaling. The record is from RefSeq and is a predicted model, not a curated record. The transcript is spliced from 10 exons. Gene Ontology annotation, cellular component: plasma membrane. Bases 1 to 471 code for a protein of 156 amino acids. Lineage: Eukaryota; Metazoa; Chordata; Aves; Cuculiformes; Cuculidae.